UACUUUACCACCAGUCGCACAACGCCUCACACAUCACCAGCUGAGCGCCCCGCCACCAGGUGCAUAAAUCACCUGGCCAACUGGCGACGUAACGGGCAUUGUCCUAAACACAACACCACAGCCGGGCCAAGUGGCGGCCUUAACGCGUCUUAUUUCUCGCGGCUUGUUUACACUGCACGGAUAUGCCUUCAGCUACUUGGGGUAGGUUUACCGAAUGUGGAUUCAGCUUAAGUAUUUACAAGGAGUGUAACGUUACUAGAUAUCUAGCUGUUGUUCUAAAAAACUGGAUUUACUUCAAUAACGAAACACUCUAGGAAAACUUGUUUUAAUACUACACUCUCUUUAGCGUUGAUUAUACCAAGUGCUUGAAAGAACACUUCUUGUUUGAAAACUUUUGGUAUCUAUAAAACACCGACAGGACUAUAUCUACUGUCGUUAGACUUGCUCACGUUUUAACAAUUACCUAACAUUUCUGAUACACGUUAUGGAUUUUCUUCCCUAACCCAACACACUCGCUUGGAUCAUUGUUCAAAACACACUGGAUAUUAUGAAGAGAAACCAAAUUCUUUAGAGUUUAAACGCCAUGGAUCAGCAACUUACAGACGAGGCUAAAGCCUCUCACAAUGGGAACCCAUGUUCAGAUGCUAAGUUCACAUUUGAAGUUAAACGCAAAUCAACCAGACAGAAUGUGACGUGCUUUCUGGUGCUCACGAUCCUUGGGGCAGCCAUGGGAUCUCUGCAGUUUGGUUACAACGUUGGUGUCAUCAAUGCGCCAGAGUCGCUAAUCAAAGAGUUCAUGAACGUCACCCAACACCGGCGCCACGGGUCCGGCAUGACGGAUGAGACGGCGAGAAAUCUCUGGGCUCUGACGGUGUCCAUCUUCUCAGCCGGCGGUUGUCUGGGCGGUUUCCUGGCCGGCUGGUGGGCUACCAAACUGGGCAGAAAACUUGGAUCACUGGCCAAUGUCAUUAUCGGGGUCGUCGGCUCGGCCCUCAUGUUCGCCAGCAGACGUGUCGGCUCAUACGAGAUGAUCACAGUGGGGAGGGUCGUCAUUGGCUUUCAUGCAGGUCUCUACACUGGAAUAAGUCCAAUGUAUCUGUCGGAGAUUAGCCCCGCCAAUAUUCGCGGUGGUAUAGGGGUGCUUCACCAGCUUGCCAUUGUCAGCGGGAUUCUCAUUUCACAAAUUCUGGGAUUCCCCGAUUUGCUAGGUACACCGGAAAAUUGGGAUGUCUUGUUGGGUUUGUCGGUGGGGCCGUGUCUGCUGCAAGCACUUAUUCUACCUUUUUGCCCGGAGAGUCCCCGGUACUUGCUCAUUACCAAACAGGACGAGAAGAAAUGUCGAGAUGCGCUUGUCAAGCUACGCGGUAGUGAAGAUAUUGAAGAUGAAAUGGAUGAAAUCAAACAGGAAAUGAUGUCAUGUAAAACCGGCAGCCAUGUUUCGAUCCUACAACUGUUCAGAUCACCUUCUCUGCGGGCGCCCAUGUUGAUUGGUGUCGUCAUGCAGUUGUCGCAACAGUUAUCAGGAAUAAACGGUGUCUUCUUCUACUCCACCAGCCUGUUUGAGGACGCUGGCCUGUCCAAGCCAACCGCCAAAUACAUCACCAGUGCCGUGGGCGGCAUCAUGGUUGCCAUGACAAUCAUCACAAUCCCGCUGAUGGACAGGGUGGGCAGGAGGACACUUCACCUGACCGGACUUGGGGGGAUGGCCGUCUUUAGCCUUGUUAUAACCAUCGCCCUGGCUCUACGGGGCUCCGUGUCGUGGUUUGAUGUGGCCAGCAUUGUCCUCAUGUUGUUGUAUGUGGUCUUCUUCGCUCUCGGCCCGGGUUCCAUCCCUUGGCUGAUCGUCUCAGAGUUAUUCUCCCAUGAUGCCCGACCUACGGCCAUGUCCGUCUGUGUGUUGGUCAACUGGGUUUCCAGUUUUCUGGUUGGGUUCGUGUUUCCUAGUCUCCAGGCUGGACUAAAGGACUACACUUUCCUACCAUUCACCGUGCUAUUGGUCCUGUUCUUUAUUUUCACAUUCUACAAAGUCCCGGAGACAAAAGGGAAAACAUUUGACGAGGUCACUGCCCUUUGGCGAAAUGACAGUUGCGACAGUCGCCACGAAACGAACGCUAAACCUUUAUCCCGUAACAAAAUACACGAUGUGAAAGGGACCAAAGUCAAAGGUGAACCGGAAAUCAAAAGUAUCAAGUAUGGCAGCACAAACGAAGCAUUUUCAGCAGAUAUAGGAGAUGGGAAAAAUCAGAUCAAUUAAACACUGUAUUAUUUU
This is a messenger RNA of Physella acuta, 2269 nucleotides long. Its product is annotated as solute carrier family 2, facilitated glucose transporter member 1. NCBI's taxonomy places the organism in Eukaryota, Metazoa, Mollusca, Gastropoda, Physidae. Gene Ontology annotation, molecular function: hexose transmembrane transporter activity. The record is from RefSeq and is a predicted model, not a curated record. Gene Ontology annotation, cellular component: membrane. Gene Ontology annotation, biological process: monosaccharide transmembrane transport.